Messenger RNA from Corylus avellana, 2467 nucleotides. Its product is annotated as ATP binding microtubule motor family protein. Gene Ontology annotation, molecular function: microtubule motor activity; microtubule binding; ATP binding. The record is from RefSeq and is a predicted model, not a curated record. Gene Ontology annotation, biological process: spindle elongation; mitotic spindle organization; microtubule-based movement. Gene Ontology annotation, cellular component: microtubule associated complex. Lineage: Eukaryota; Viridiplantae; Streptophyta; Magnoliopsida; Fagales; Betulaceae.
GUCAGCCAAAAUUCGAAAACGCCCAACGGCUCCCCAAAUCACCGCUCUUCUCACCUCUCUCUGUCUCUCUCACAGUUCUUUUCCUUUCUCUCUCAAAGAAAUUUCACUCUUUUGGCCCUCUGUCUAUCGUCAGAUUCAAAACCUUGAGAAGUUACAUGGCUUCGACUCCAUCCAAGGCCACCGCUUGUCGAAAGGUUCGAGUCGUAGCCAAAAUCCGGGACUUCACUGGCUCCGAGACUGAGAAUUCAACUGACUCCCCGUGGAUCUCCGUGAACAAGCCCAGCGGAGAGGCUUCUAACAGCGUUACCAUUUCCUUCCGAGACCAACCGGGAAGUCGUAAAGAGUAUUAUGACAUUGAUUACUGUUAUGAGCAAAACGAAGACAAUGAUUUGAUAUUCUCGAGAGAGAUAAAGCCUUUGAUUUUGAGGGUUUUUGAAGGUUGUAACCCAACUAUUAUUACAUGUGGAGCAAAAGGUAGUGGAAAGACUUAUGUAAUUCAGGGAUCUGACGAGAAACCAGGUUUGGCAACACUAGCCAUGGCUGAAAUUCUUUCCAUGGCUGAGAAAAAUGGAAAAUCGAUUGCCAUAUCUUUCUAUGAGGUUUAUCAGGAGCAUGUACAUGAUCUUUUGGAUCCAAAACAGCCAGAAGUUUUGGUAUUAGAAGAUAAAGGCAAAAUCCAAUAUAAAGGACUUUCUCAGGUUACGAUCAAAUCUAUUACAGAAUUUCACAAACUAUAUCUCAGUUGGUGUGAUUCACGUAAAUCAGUUCAAAAGAUGGCAAAUGAACUUCCUCACAAGAGCCACAAGGGUUUAAUAGUACAUGUAUUAUCUCCCAGUGAGAAUGGGGACACUCAUCUUGUAGGCAAGAUGAAUUUUGUCGACUUAGCAGGCUACAAGGAUGCCAGAAGAAAGAGUGUUGAUAGCCUUAAUCUUGUUGAGAGUACCAAACUUAAUAAGUCCAUAUAUGCUGUAUAUAAUGUCGUCUAUUCAUUGAAUGUGAACGAAAACCAUGUGCCAUACCGGGAAAGCAAACUUACUCGCAUGUUAAAAGAUUCGCUGAGUGGGAUGAACAGAAUUUUGAUGAUCACUUGCUUGAAUCCAUCUUUUUGCCAAGAUUCUGUGUAUAUGCUAAGUUUAGCAUCUCGGUCUUGUCAAGGCAUCAAUCGAGUUACGGACUCCACAAAGAAAGUCAAAAAUUCAACAAGACCAUUGGUGCCUUCUUCACAAAAGAGCCGACUACCUGGAAGUGUUUUCACCACCAUGAAGAAACAUCCUGCUUCACAAUUGCAUUUUUCUGAAAAUAAAGCUAGUGGUAUGGCUUUCACAAUGAAAGGAAGGAAAUUAUUUGAUGAAGCAAGUCAUCAGACCAAAUCUGAGAAGGGGAAGUCCAUUUCAAAUAAUACCAAUGUAACAAUGCUUUCAGAAGUGGCAACCUUCUCGUGUGCUGAUGUUGUUGUAACUUUGAAGCAGCAAGAAGAGGGGAAGUCCAUUUCAAAUCAUACUAAUGUGAUGGUGCUUUCAGAAGUGGAAAAUCCAUUGGCAGUUACCCUAAAGGAUAAAGAGCCUACUUCUAUAAUGGAAAAGAACAUUUUAAUUCAUUCACACGAAGCUUUCUCAUUUCCAAAUUCUAGUGCAAUGGAAACUACCAUUCCAAAUAAGGAUGUUCUUGCUAGUGAGAUUGCUCUUCAUGGUGGGAAACAUCAUGAUCAAGUUACUUCCGGUGUUAAUAGCACAAAUGUUUCAUCUUUUACUGGAGAAGGUCAUAGCAUAAACAAAGAAAACCAAAGUAUAAUGGUCAAUAAAGGUGUUUCACCACCAAUAAGUGCAAGACUACGAGAAUUAUCAAACAAUCUAAAAUCACUUUGUUCUUCAACUCCAUUACACAAAAAGUUGCCAGAAGCGAUUGAUGUUUCAUUCUAUGGUCAAGUGUCUACUGAUAAUAUUUUGGAACCAAAGACACCAACAACGGAACAGAGCAUGAGAGUUUAUGAUAGAUUGGAGGUUGCAAAUGUCAGUAGUCCUUGGGAAACAUUAAGUAUGCGCAGUUCUGGAAUGAAGAACUCCCUUGUUCAAGAAUAUAUUAAGUUUCUAAAUACAGCUAACAAGGAGGAUUUGAAAAGACUAAAGGGAAUUGGAGAGAAGAGGGCUACCUAUAUUCUUCAACUUCGUGAAGAAUCACCAGAACCAUUUAAGAGUCUCGAUGAUCUGAAAGAGGUUGGACUUUCAGCAAAGCAGAUAAAGGGAAUAAUGAAAAAGGAGGCUGCAGAGCUUUUUAAUGAGCCGAUAUAUCAUAAAUGCUGAAGAUAUUACAUAUUUUAAUUUCCGAUUGGUAAAUAUUUUGUAAUCUGGUUAGUGGCAACAUGAAGAUGCCUUUAAAAUUGCUUUGUUCGAUCUUGUUUUGUGAUAUUUGAUCAUUUACAUUUCUUUUUUCUUUUUUCUUUUUAUGUUAAGUGUUCGAUAAGGAAUUU